Messenger RNA from Tigriopus californicus, 1128 nucleotides. RefSeq names its product histidine-rich glycoprotein-like. The coding region runs from base 380 to 1018 and encodes 212 amino acids. NCBI's taxonomy places the organism in Eukaryota, Metazoa, Arthropoda, Copepoda, Harpacticoida, Harpacticidae. The record is from RefSeq and is a predicted model, not a curated record. The transcript has 2 exons.
ACGAUAUGUCGUCUGGAGAUGCCAUCCCAUCAUUUCCUCUGAGCUCCUUGCUUUGGUUGUACGCAAUACAGUCUGCGUAAGUUCGAUGUGUACAUACGUAGUUUCGAGCAAUGUGGUAUUGGCUUGGUGGUGUGUCAUUUGGUUAAGGGCGGAAAAGUCAGUCAGAUCGUCGAUCGAAGAUACGCGAGAAAAUUGUCGGGACACACAACACAACAACACAUCAUAUUUACUAGCCUAUAUCUUGGUUUUGGGAGCGCGUGGUCCAACCAGGAAGAGUUUAAAAGAGCUUCAGAAUCUUAUAAGAAGUGGAAAAUCCAAAACAGAAGCAUCAGUUUUCCCAAUAUCUUCUGUGAGAUAACAACCAACUCCUCUUAUAACAAUGUUGUCUAAAUUCUUUGUUCCGGUUACUCUCGUGCUCUCUGGUGCCGUGCUGACUUUGGGCAGGCCCGACUUCUUCGAAGAUGCUCAUGGCACUGAUUUUCAUAAUUUCAAGAAACCGCUCCUCCAUGGAAACGACCAUCAACAUCAUCGAGAUGAGGAGUAUCAUCACGCUGGACACGCUGACUUCCACGAAAAGCCCCACAUUCCCCAUGACGUCUACAAAACCGUUCACGGGCAUGGUGAUCAUCACAGUGACCAUUCUAAUGACUACCAUCAUGAACCGAACCACUAUGAGCACAGUCACCACGAUGUGUACAACACCGUUCAUGGUCAUGGAGAAAGUCAUGGACACGGACACGGCUAUGGACAUGGGCACAGCCAUGGGCACGGCCAUGGGCACGGCCAUGAACACGGUUAUGGGCAUGGUCAUGGUCAUGGACAUGGUCAUGGCCAUAAAUACGGCCAUCAUGAGCACCACCCAACCUACUUGCACGUGACCUAUGGCGGGCACAACCCUUAUCAUGGACAUAAGCAUGUGAGCUACGGCUACGGACAUGUUCCCCAUGGCAAUGGACAUUUAGGUAGCAACUUUGGUCCAUCUGGUUUUGGAAGUGGAUCCCUCGGUGCCUUCGACUAAAGAGUGAGGAACCAUUCAGCCAGUUCUUUUUCUUCAAGUCCGACGACAGUUUUCAAUGAACGCUUGAGGCGUACACAUAUUUAAGAAAAAUAAAUUGCUGUGCAAUAACA